AUGAGAAGAGAACUCGGGAGAGAGGCGAUGCGCGCCGCGGCUGGCUGCCAGCUGCGAAGACAAGUCCCUGCGUCGGCUAGGCCGGGGUGCCUCGCCCUGCAGCACACCAAGCACGUCCACUCGUGCGCCCCGAAGCAAAUCGCAUCCGGGAGUGCCUGGAACCUGUCACGAUACCGAAGCGCCGACAAAUCCGUCUACGAUAGAAAUUUCGCUCAAGUGGCGUGGGCGUCCACCGCGACCGUCUACCAGCGCGAGAGGCCUCACGAGUCGGCCGCCCAAAAAGAAGCCGAGUUCAACGAGGCCGAGGCCACCCAAGAUGUAGAGUCAAAAGGACGUAUCCUGACGACGCCCACGCGACUCCUCAAGCUUGUUCUCCCCCUACCCUUUGAUGCUAGGCAAGAGCACAUCAACAGACAGCCGCUGGAGAAGAUUCAAGAAAACAAGAAAUCAACGCCCCCGCUAGCGCUGUUGAUCCAUCCGCAUCAACCUCUAUCUUAUCUCGAACGACUGAUUCAAGCAGAGCUCCCUCCCCUUCAAUUGGAAAAGAAGGAAAAGACACCAGAUGUGGACUUUUGGGCCGAGGUGGACAGAGAGUCUAUUCCCGAACAGACUGGGGCCAAGGCCAGCAACGUUGCUUCUUCCUCCGGUCUGGGUCGUGAAGGCCCCGCCACCAAGAACAAGAGCUGGGUGAGGUGGAGUGCCAGCACAGAAGUCGGCGACUUCAUUCGCGAUGCAGCCCGUGGCAAAGAAUUUGCUGUCGAUAUUGAAGGUGUUUCGGAAAAGCUGCACGUCGCCGUACCUAGCUUCAAAGAUCGCACACAUUACAUGCGCAUGAGGCUCCGCCGAAUGUGCGAGCAGAUUGAUGCAAUGUCGCGACUCAAAAACGAGUGCGAUGAGAUUGCGCACAAGAGCGCUUAUCGCCUCGCCAAAGGCGGCUUCGGGCUGCUGGCUUCCUGGUGGGCCACAGUCUAUUACGUCACCUUCCAUACGGAAAUGGGAUGGGAUCUCGUUGAGCCGGUUACCUACCUGGCCGGCCUCACGACCAUCAUGGCCGGUUACCUGUGGUUUCUCUUCAUCAGCCGAGACCUGAGCUACAAGGCCGCCAUGAAUGUCACGGUGUCGAAGCGCCAGAAUGCCCUCUACAUGGAGCGAGGAUUUAACAUUGGAAAAUGGGAGCAGUUGGUCCAAGAGGCCAAUGCGCUGCGACGCGAGCUCAGGGUAAUCGCGACCGAGUACGAUGUCGAAUGGGAGGAGAUGAAGGACCUCGGUGGCUGGGAGGUGAAGGAGGCGUUGGAGAACGAGGACUCCAAGAAGAAGCAGAAAGAUAAGGAUGAAGAUGAGGAUGACGACGAUAAAAAGAGUCGGAAGCGAGACUCCGAAGAGCGACCCAAAGAACAGCAUUGA
Akanthomyces muscarius is the source of this 1404-nucleotide messenger RNA. RefSeq lists its product as uncharacterized. The record is from RefSeq and is a predicted model, not a curated record. The coding region runs from base 1 to 1404 and encodes 467 amino acids. Gene Ontology annotation, cellular component: uniplex complex; mitochondrial inner membrane. Gene Ontology annotation, biological process: calcium import into the mitochondrion; mitochondrial calcium ion homeostasis. Gene Ontology annotation, molecular function: uniporter activity; calcium channel activity. Lineage: Eukaryota; Fungi; Ascomycota; Sordariomycetes; Hypocreales; Cordycipitaceae. The transcript has 2 exons.